AGCGCGUGGCGUCCCAGGGCCCGCGCACGCGCCCUGGCGGCGUUCCGCCCAUACGCGCGAGUACGCACGCGCGCAGCAGGCUCUGCGUACUCCCACCCCCCCCCUUUAUUUUUCUACAGCCCCGCCCCUCCCUUACACUCCUUAGGCUGAAGCGUUGGGGCUCUGAGAGCAGGGAAGUGUGGGGCGAGGUGGGCGGGGCAUCGCCCGCGCGCGCUGCCAGCCAGAGCUGGAGCUGCGAGAGCGAAGCCAGAAAACGUUACCCAGCCAACAGCCAAUAAGCAGCCGGCGCUGCCACGCCCCAGCCACUCACGUGAUUGGCUGAGCACCGCCUGGUGGGCAGGGCCGCGGGCUUGGGGAGGGCAGGGGGCGGGAGGAGGAAGGCGCUGGCGGGCAGUGAUGGCGGCGGGUGAUGGGGACGUAAAGCUAAGCACCCUGGGGAGCGGCGGAGAGCGUGGAGGCGACGGGAGCCCGGGUGGCACGGGAGCGACGGCGGCGAGGAGCAGUUGGGUGGCGGCGCUGCUGGCGACGGGCGGGGAGAUGCUGCUGAACGUGGCGCUGGUGGCGCUGGUGCUGCUGGGGGCCUACCGGCUGUGGGUGCGCUGGGGGCGGCGUGGUCUGUGCUCGGGACCCGGGGCGGGCGAGGAGAGCCCGGCCGCCACGCUGCCGCGCAUGAAGAAGCGGGACUUCAGUCUGGAGCAGUUGCGCCAGUACGACGGGGCGCGCACGCCGCGCAUCCUGCUCGCGGUCAAUGGGAAAGUCUUCGACGUGACCAAAGGCAGCAAGUUCUACGGCCCCGCGGGCCCAUAUGGCAUCUUUGCUGGCAGGGACGCUUCCAGGGGCCUGGCGACAUUCUGCCUGGAUAAGGAUGCACUUAGAGAUGAGUAUGAUGACCUCUCAGAUUUGAACGCAGUGCAAAUGGAGAGUGUUCGAGAAUGGGAAAUGCAAUUUAAAGAAAAAUAUGAUUAUGUAGGCAGACUCCUGAAGCCCGGGGAAGAGCCAUCAGAGUACACAGACGAGGAGGACACCAAGGAUCACAGUAAACAGGACUGAGCUUUGUGAACAGCCAAAGCCAGGGGCCUUCAGAACUGCAACUCAUGCCCUUGGAGAGUGUGUCCAGUCUUGGGUGUGAUGCUCCUGCUGUGAGAACCGUUUCACCAGAGUGAACAAGAUAACAUGCCUGACUGUGAAGAGCUGAGGAUGAGGCAUUGGUUGUGCUGCCAGGUGAAUUUGUUGCAGUUGGUUGUAACGUCUGGUGGGCUUCAUCAUCCUGAAAAGGAGACAGGACCUUCUUAACAGCAAGAGAGUCACUGGCUUAUUUUUACCCCUCCCCUUCCUCCCCCCUCUUCCUCCUCCUCCUCCUCUUCCUCUUCUUCCUCCUCCUCCUUCUUCCCCUCUCUCUCUCUCUCUCUCUCUCUCUCUCUCUCUCUCUCUCUCUCUGCUUCCUUUCUUUUCUCCACCCCCUCCCAUGUCUCUCUUUUAAAACAAAACAAAAAAGUAUCAAAGACAACCAGAUAGGUAUUUGCUCCUCGGUGUGCAGAUCUCUGGAAAGCAAGGGGUCCUUUCUCACAGGCCACGUUUUAUUUGUGUUAAGGGAAGAGCCCUAGCCAGGGGAGAGGGGGUUGCAUAUUCAUUUAAGAAGUUCGGGCGACUGAAACAUUCAAACGUGAACUCCCAAACUUUUCUUUCUGGGCUUUGUCAGGGAAGAGGGAAAAUGUCCUUCUAAGAAAGAUUUGGAAGUUAGAGGGGUUUCCAGUGGAUUAAAGUCAGCAGUUCCCAGCUAAGAUAAUUUGAAACCAGUUUUAUUUCUUUCCCUUCCUUCUGCUAGGUCAAAUCAAUAUUAAUUGUGCCUUAUUUCACUUCCAUAAACUUGAAUUACUUUUUGGGAAAGCCCCUCUGUGAAUUGAGAAGUCACUACAAGCAGCAUUGAGACUGAGGCUGAUGUCAUUCUGUGUGUAGAAUGGAAGAGGAGUGUACUCAGUGUUAACUGCCAUGUGUUAGUACACAAACAUAGCUAGCAUUGUGAUGGCCAAAUGCAUCCCCUGUGCUUUUGUCUUUUCCAAGAAAAAAUGAAAAACCAACAACUCUUCCCCAACACUUGCCUAAUUUUAGGAGUCUGACCCUCACAUGUCACUGGUGUGGGCGAGUGGGGCUGCAGUAUGAAUGUCUGUGUGAGUGAGUCUGGAUGUCUGUGAGAGCACCUUGGGAGAGACACUUCCUGCGAUGCUGUAAAUACAAGUACCGUUUUAAUAAAGCAUGUACAAUAAACCAAAUACGCUCGAGUUGGCCUCUAAAUGCAGAGCCGUGAGCCAGUGUGUCAUAUACCAGUAAGACUGCAUUUAAUUCAGGAUGAGGGGAACCUCUUAGGAAUGAAAAUGGGGCCCUGAUUAGCCAAGCUGUACGUGUCCCAUGCUCAGUGUAACUUCCAAGGCAGGUCCACCUUGGUGGAUGGUUCAGGUAAGAAGGGAUAUUACAGUGUACAGUCUGCUCAGGCUUCACUGCCACUGUGCAGGAACUGAUAUAAAAACACAGUAUUAUACCCAUAGCCAGUAAAUCCCUUUCUUGUUAGUUGAAAAAGUUCUAUUUCAAAGCCUGCUUAGGUCAAGUUUUGGCUUCAUUAUGAUGGAUUCUUGGUCAGGGACAAAUUGCUCUCACAGAGGAAAGCCCCAAAUAGGUGACAUUAAAAACUGUGUUCCUGGUGGGUGCAGUGCAAACAGAAGCUUCAGAAGGUGUGGUGGUAAGCAGAAGGGUGCAGGGUGCUACACUCUUAGCAUAUUAAAAUAUUCUCCAAAAUGUGUGGUUAUCACCAGAUCCUGACUGAAGGACUCUUGUGGGGACUAAAGAGUAUUGGGAAAUGCUUUCUUUUUUAUGUAAAAUAUUUUAUAAAAGCAAAUUGUUAUAUAUAUCCUCUGAUAUAGUAAACUGGUGUAUCUGAACCAUUGAGCCUGAAGGUUGAUAAUCUGCAUUUGUGAGAAGCCCCAGGUAUUUAUGCAGUAAAAACAAUGCAUUUUGUUUUUUAAAAGGAAGUGGUUUUGUGUUUUGGACUUUAAAUAAACUGUGUUCUGUAGAUAAUUUCUUAA
Molecule: messenger RNA, 3077 nt
Organism: Arvicanthis niloticus (Nile rat)
Lineage: Eukaryota; Metazoa; Chordata; Mammalia; Rodentia; Muridae
Gene: Pgrmc2
Product: progesterone receptor membrane component 2
Cellular component (GO): membrane; endoplasmic reticulum; endomembrane system
Source: RefSeq, a predicted model, not a curated record